AUGGCAAUCCCAGCCGCCCUCUCUGCUCUACAAGACGCAAACCCGCAGCCGUCGCCGCAGCGGCCCGCCCUCGCGCCGCCGCAGAGCCUGCAGCUCGCGGUGUAUGACUCAGACGGCGCUUUCUACGCCUGCCACCUCGACAACCCCGGCCCCGACGCGCCCGGCGCGCGCGACGGGCCGCCGGGGCUGCGGGUCGCCGAUCGGGCGGUGACGGCGAUCUUGUACCUUAACCCCGCCUGGGGCCCCGGCGACGGGGGGCAGCUGCGGCUGUGGCGGCCGUCGAGUGGCAACGAUCCCGGCGGCGAGGGCGGCGGCGGCGGCGGCGGCGGCGGCGGCGAGGAGGGCGGCUAUUUGGAUGUGGAGCCGCUCGGCGGACGCCUGCUCCUCUUCCGCAGCGCCGACGUCGAGCACGAGGUGCGGCCGGCGCGCGCGCGGCGCUGGGCGCUCUCGGCGUGGGUGCCCUGGCUCGAGAGCUGCUCGUGA
This is a messenger RNA of Monoraphidium neglectum, 483 nucleotides long. RefSeq lists its product as hypothetical. Gene Ontology annotation, molecular function: peptidyl-proline dioxygenase activity; ferrous iron binding. Bases 1 to 483 code for a protein of 160 amino acids. The record is from RefSeq and is a predicted model, not a curated record. The transcript has a single exon. NCBI's taxonomy places the organism in Eukaryota, Viridiplantae, Chlorophyta, Chlorophyceae, Sphaeropleales, Selenastraceae. Gene Ontology annotation, biological process: cellular response to hypoxia.